Molecule: messenger RNA, 1610 nt
Organism: Ceraceosorus bombacis
Lineage: Eukaryota; Fungi; Basidiomycota; Exobasidiomycetes; Ceraceosorales; Ceraceosoraceae
Source: the annotation of a GenBank genome assembly
AUGCAACUCACUCCCUCCUUCGUCGCUUUGGCAGCCGCUUCGGCUGCCGUUGCAGCAAACGCCAGCCCUGUGAGCCAGCUGCACAAGCGAGCUGGUGCACCUUUCACCUUCGAUGGAAGGACAUUCCAGGACAAGGUGAGCCUUCCUUCCAAGCGCUCGAUCGAGAGCAGCAGAAAUUCGAGUAAUGCCUGCUCGGAAUAUUGACUGAUCGCCGUGCACACCCUUGCUGCGAACAGGGUCUGGUGGGCUUUGCACGCAUUCCAACGGAUGCCUUGGACAGCUUUGGAGAGACGAUCGGAGGUGUGGGCUCUGCCAUCGCGCUGGAGUACUUCAGACCCUCGGCCACAGGCGGUACAUUUAGCAUUCUGCUUCAACCGGACAGAGGGCACAACUCUGGCGGAGCAGAAACAUCCGACUACCGAGCUCGCAACCACCGUUACCUCGGCACGCUCUCUGCGCAAAAUGGAACGAAUGAGAACAUUUCCCUCAGAUACGUCAACUCUCAACUUUAUCGCGCAGGACCCGAUUAUGCGCUCAACUUCACCACAGGCUUGGAUCCCAACGGCACACGACAAUCCAACCCUCGCGCUCCCAAUCUGCCCAUCGCUUUGCCCAACAACCACAUCAGCUUCGACACUGAAGGGCUGGCCAUCUCUUCCAACGGUCUUCAAUUGUUCGUCUCGGACGAGUACCAGCCAGGCAUCUACAUCAUCGAUCGUACCACUGGUGUCCUGCUCAACACCAUCGUUCCCCCACCCGCCAUUCUGCCCUACGACGCUACGGGCAAGCUGAACUUUACGAGUCUGAGCAACCCGACCACUGGCCGAGCACCGAACCAGGGCUUCGAAGGUCUGACGCUGGACCGCAACACCAACACUCUUUGGGCUCUGCUGCAAUCAGCAACGAUUCAGGACAGCAACAAGGGAAGCAAGAGCACAAACAGGUACACUCGUCUGCUCGGCUACGACGUCUCGAACAUUUUCAAUGCCAGACUGAUCAAGGAGCACGUGGUACCUUUGCCGCAAAGCAAAUCUGGCAACACCAGAGCAUCGAGCGAGGUGCACAUUGUCGACGAUACCACCUUUCUCGUCCUUGCACGCGAUGGAAAUGGAUUUGGAAACGAGGAUGCAGGCGUGUCGUACAAGCAUGCGGAUCUCAUCUCUACCAAGAACGCGACCAAUAUCGCCAAUACGCCAUUUGACCAGGUCAACUUGCCAGUCUCUCCAGCUGGUCGGAUCAACAACACCAUCGUUCCUGCCACCUACCAAUCCUUCAUCGACCUCGCCUCCAGCGCCGAGCUGGCCAAGUUCGGUCUCAACAAUGGAGCAUCUGGCGUGUUCGACCGCAACCUGCUUUCUGGCAAGUUGGAAAGUUUGGCAAUCGCCAGUGCGGGAGAUGAGCAGAACAAGGACGACGUUUACCUAUUCGUCGUUUCCGACAACGACUUUAUCACGCUGAACGGUAAACAGGCGGCUCAGGACUCGACGGGCAAAUACGUCGUUGGCUCUUACAACGACACGUAUGCUUUGCAAAAGGGAAGUCAGGAUACUCAAUUCUUCAUCUACAGAGCCACCAUUCCUGGCUACAGCCAGGCAGGCAGCGCCAACUGA